GAGGGCAUUAGGAAAACCAGAGGAGAGAAAAAACACAAGAGAGAGAGAGAGAGAGAGAAAGCACAAGAGAGAGAGAGAGUAUGGAGAAAGGUUGGAGUUCACUAGUAUUUGUCUUGCCCUUCCUGGUGUACUUUUACUGGCUAAAACUAACGGCCAAGAAACCAGGCCGGCUUCCUCCCGGCCCAACCGGCCUCCCCAUAGUGGGCAGCCUCCACAGGCUCGGCAACAAACCCAAUGAGGCCCUCGCAGCCCUCGCAGAGACACACGGUCCCCUAAUGACGCUCCGACUCGGCUACCGCACCACGGUCGUCGUCUCCUCCUCGGACAUGGCCCAGGAGGUGUUGCAGAAGAAUGACCAGGCAUUCGCGGGGCGCACCACCCUUCAGGCCAUCACGGCUGAGUCCCACCACCGCUUCUCGAUUGCAUGGGCCCAGGUAGGCCCCUACUGGAGCACCCUCCGCGGCCUCUGCAACACUCAGCUCUUCACCACCCAGCGUCUCAAUGCCCUACACGCCCUCCGCCAUCGCAAGAUCUGUGAGCUCCUAGAGCUCGUGCGUCAGUACAGCGACGCUCGGAGAGCAGUCGACAUUGGCCAUGUCGCCUUCGUCACGUCAUUGAAUCUGUUAUCUAACAUGAUCUUCUCAUCGGACAUGGUCAAUCCUCAGUCCGAGUCCGCGGAGGAGAUGAAGGAGCUUGUAUGGUCGAUCAUGGAGGUGGUUGGGACCCCUAAUAUUGCAGACUAUUUCCCAAUCCUUAGGCCUUUGGACCCUCAAGGAAUCAAGCGCAAAACUGUUAUUCUUGUAAGGAGAAUGCACCAGCUUCUAAAUGUGAAGAUCGAUGAACGCGUGCGGGUUAGAGAGAGUGGGCAACCCAUUUGCGGUGACUUCAUUGAUGUCCUCCUCUAUUAUUCGGACCAAGAGAGCGGCUCAAAAUUCAGCCGCGCAGAGAUCUUGGCUUUCCUCUCUGACAUGUAUGCGGCCGGGAGUGAAACUACUGCAACAACAGUGGAGUGGGCGAUGGCUGAACUACUUCACAACCCCAACAAGAUGGCCAUGGCUAAGCAAGAACUCAAAGAGAACAUAGGCAGCACAAUGCACACAGUGGAAGAGACAGACCUAGGACGACUGCCAUACUUGCAAGCAGUGGUGAAGGAGACCUUGCGCUUGCAUCCUCCGGUGCCGCUUCUUCUCCCUCAUAGGGCAGAUGUCACUGUAAAAGUUCGUGGAUAUGUCAUACCAAAGCAUACACAGGUAUUAGUAAAUGCUUGGGCCAUAGGUAGAGAUGUUCAGGUGUGGGAAAAUCCAACAGCCUUUAUUCCAGAGAGAUUCGUGGGGUCGAAUAUCAAUUACAAAGGGAGAGAUUUCCAGUAUAUUCCAUUUGGGGCAGGUCGAAGGAUAUGCCCUGGUCUUCCUCUCGGGGUUCGUAUGGUCCAAAUAGUGCUUGCUUCGUUAUUGCAUUCUUUCGAUUGGGAGCUUCCUGAUGGGUUGAAACCAGAGGAAAUGGAUAUGAGAGAUAAGUUUGGGGUCACAUUGCAGAAAGCAGUUCCAUUGGAAGCUGUACCUGUAAAAGGCGAGGGGUCGCUACGCGUUGAGUAAUGAGUCUAACAUCACAUCCCUUUUGUAGUGGGAAAUGUUUUAAGGUUAAUAGUAUUGAUUAAUGUUAAAUUUUUUGAAAUUAUGCCCCCUUGAACUGUAAAACAUUAGGAGUACUAAUUUUUGUGGGGCUAUGGUGCCCUUUUAUUUU
Amborella trichopoda is the source of this 1743-nucleotide messenger RNA. Its product is annotated as geraniol 8-hydroxylase. NCBI's taxonomy places the organism in Eukaryota, Viridiplantae, Streptophyta, Magnoliopsida, Amborellales, Amborellaceae. Gene Ontology annotation, molecular function: monooxygenase activity; oxidoreductase activity, acting on paired donors, with incorporation or reduction of molecular oxygen; iron ion binding. The record is from RefSeq and is a predicted model, not a curated record.